GUCCCACGUUUUCCUUCCAGCGUGCAGAACAGUCUGUGCAGCUUCAUUGCGAUCGCGAGUCAGUUGGGCGGGCACUUGUGUUAUUAUCCAGUUCGAAUUAUAGCUGCGAAUGGAUUAAUAUAUAUUAAAAAAACAUAUUCUUAAAGAUAACGUGACACCACUACUGUGCAAUUGUAUACAACUGGAACGCAAGAUACUAUUUAAACAGACACAUCGAGCUUGUUAUUUCGUCUUAACGUGAAGUUUAAAAGUGGCUGAGCAAUUAAGAGAAACUUUUUUUGGUGUAUACGUGUAAAGGUUACGAACCUUUUUUUAACGGCUGUUUAAACUCGUUGAAUUUUUGAUAAAAUAAACAAGAGGCAGUUCGUUCGUUCGUGAUCCAUCUGUGAGGUUUAUAAGGAAUUACGAAUUAUGGAAGAACCAGUAGCUGUGAACGGAGUGCAGGAUGUGAACAAAGCUUCUGCUGGAAAUAUCUAUUACGAUUUGGACGGUGAAGGAGAUGCCGAUAGUUCCACAACACCUGGAAAUAUCGUAGACCAUCAUCGUGAAAGAAGCGAGAGUCCUGUCUUUGGUCUCGAGGGUGGCGUCGCUGGGGUCGGUGGUGGGACAUCCCUCAGAUUGGUGCCCCAUGAACUUCCCAAUGAAAUUUCAGCGCCGUACGAAGUGCCACAGUUUCCCAUUGAACAGAUCGAGAAGAAGCUACUCAUUCAGAGGCAGCUUACUGUCAAAGCCGCCAAGGAUCUUGAAGAGCGUCGUAGCCACUACGAACCAUCGUUGGGUCCAGGUGUACCGGAUGACGCGGAACAUCCCUUCGGUCUAGAGGAAAAUGACUUCGUGCCGCAUUUUCAACGUGUCUCCAUAUCCGGGGAGGAUACGUCGGGGGUACCAUUGGAGGAUCUUCAGCAAGCAUCGCAGAUGCUUGUACAGGCGUUGGUAAUUCGUGAAAAAUACAUGUGCAAUUCGAAGCAGAGCUUCCCUUCGAUUACGUCGCGAUUUUUGCGUAACGCCGACGAAAGGCCAUUCAAUAUCGACGACGAAGUCCAGCAUGAUGAUCGCAAAGAUAUAGCAGAUCAUCCUGUGCAUGCGCCGGCAUCGCGUGGCGAUCCUUGGGAAUGUAAAUUUCCACCGUCCAAGAAUUAUAAGAUAGCGCCUAUCAACGGGGUGUUCAAUUUGUUCGAGACCGAAGAGGAUCUGAAAAAUAAGAAACCUGUGCCGUAUUCCUAUCCGGAUUUGGCUACGUUUGUCAGAGACAUGAACAUACUGUGUACUAUGAUCGCCGAUGGACCCCUCAAGUCUUUCUGUUACAGAAGAUUGAGUUAUCUCUCGUCGAAAUUUCAACUUCAUGUACUACUUAAUGAGCUUAGAGAACUUGCUAGUCAGAAAGCAGUUCCGCACAGGGAUUUCUAUAAUAUACGCAAGGUUGAUACUCAUAUUCAUGCGGCUUCCUGUAUGAAUCAGAAGCACUUGCUCAGGUUCAUUAAAAAGACCCUGAAGAAUCACGCAGACGAAGUUGUCACGUGCUCGAAGACUGGAGAAACCAUGACACUGCGUGAAGUGUUUCAAUCGAUGAAUUUAACGACCUACGAUCUCAGUGUCGACAUGCUCGAUGUGCAUGCAGACAGGAAUACUUUUCAUAGAUUCGACAAAUUCAAUGCCAAGUACAAUCCCAUUGGUGAGAGUAGGCUUCGCGAGGUAUUCCUAAAAACUGAUAAUUAUCUGAAUGGCAAGUACUUUGCCAGAAUAAUUAAAGAAGUGGCAAGCGACUUGGAGGAGUCCAAGUAUCAAAACGCUGAAUUGCGUCUGUCUAUUUAUGGCAAGAGUCCCGACGAGUGGGACAAACUUGCACGAUGGGCAAUUCAAAGUGACGUCUACUCGGACAACGUGCGCUGGCUCAUACAAAUUCCUCGACUCUAUGAUAUCUUUAAGCUGAACAAAUUGAUGUCAAACUUCCAAGAAAUUCUGAAUAACAUCUUUCUACCUCUCUUUGAGGCGACUAAUGACCCUAACACACAUCCGGAGUUGCACAAAUUUCUUCAAUACGUCAUUGGCUUUGACUCGGUCGAUGAUGAGAGCAAACCGGAAAAUCCUCUCUUUGAUAAGGACGUGUGCCCUCCAGCUGAAUGGGAAGACAUAGAGAAUCCUCCAUACGGAUACUAUCAGUAUUACACAUAUGCGAAUAUGACAGUCCUUAAUCUCUUCAGGGCAGAACAAGGCUUCAACACUUUUGUCCUGAGACCUCAUUGUGGAGAAGCCGGUCCAAUUCAACAUCUGGUUUGUGGUUUCAUGAUGGCGGAAAAUAUCUCUCAUGGUUUGCUCCUGAGGAAGGUUCCGGUAUUGCAGUAUCUCUAUUACUUGGCUCAAAUUGGAAUAGCCAUGUCACCUCUGAGCAACAAUUCUCUCUUCUUGAACUACCAUCGCAAUCCACUUCCUGAGUAUCUCGCGAGAGGACUGUGCGUCAGUUUGUCGACUGACGAUCCACUUCAAUUCCACUUCACUAAGGAACCACUGAUGGAGGAGUACAGCAUUGCAGCUCAAGUAUGGAAAUUAAGCUCAUGCGACAUGUGUGAACUUGCAAGAAAUUCUGUUCUGAUGAGCGGAUUUCCACAUAAGAGCAAGCAGUACUGGCUGGGUCCGAAUUACACGAAGGAAGGUGUCGCGGGCAAUGACAUAACCAGAACCAACGUACCGGAUAUCCGGGUGGCCUAUCGUUACGAGACACUUCUCGACGAGCUUUCCAACAUUUUUAAGAUGGCCACAAUGAAGUACGCCAAGAGAACCGCGAGAACUUUAGGCCUGGUUGAUUUCCCACUAAUGUGAUCCGCCAUCCUAACAACCUUAUUCCUCAUCAACAUCCCCACCAUCUAAAUAUUCCAACUGUCAUCAACCAUUUCGUUAGCCGACUAUAUCAGGACAAGAUCGGCCAUAUUCUCCUCUACUGGUGUGACUCCAUAUUGAUUCUUUAAACGAAAAAUUCCAAAGGACAGAAAAAUCUGUAUCUGGAUAAUAAUCGAUUUAUCUGUAAUAGUAUGUAUUAUCUACCUAAUUGUAAUGAAUCGUUCUCCACUGUGUGAAGGUUUGACAAAGGAUAAAAGAACGAAAUAGAUAGAAUUUGGGACUGGAAUGCUAAAAAGUCCCUUACAGCAAUGUUGACCAAUUUAAAAGUAGCUUUUAGCAACGGUAACUCCAUAGCGUCGGGAUGGUAUGAAACGCGUAUUUGACUUGUUAAUGCAUGCGGCCAAAAGUCAUCUUACGUUUUACGUUGCGAGCUGGUAGCUGGUAGUUACGUUUAUUUGUGUAAUGGCACGAGAGCCAUUAUAAAAAAAAAAGUGAUAAUCCAUUUGCUUUUGUGUUAAUUGAAUAUUUACCUUUAUUAUUUUGUUAUAUUUUUGUACGUUUAUACCGUAAUUGUGUAUGACGUUUCAUUGGUUUUAUUAUAGGGAUUUACGUGUGCGUGGCUCGCGAUUGAAUAGACAACUUUUGUACUCUGUUGAAUAAAAUUUCCUAUUAAAUUCAAGGCAACUCGAGGUCGAAGCUCAUAUAAUAUUAUAUAUAAUAAUAUGAUAGGCAGUAAAUAUGCCCUUUGACAUUAAUUUUCAUUUGUGUAACAAACAUAUUUAAAGGAUUUUCAAUUAAUUUAACAAUUGUUUAAUUGAAAAUAAUUUCUGUGCUUUUUGAUCGCGAGCCUCUCUAUCGAUGGAUAAGUUUCCUUAGGUAUUACCGAUGUGAUCCAAUAUUUAAAUGAAAUAAUUGUCAGAUCGAUGGAAAAGAUCAUUUAUUUAUUGUAUAAAAUAUAUUCUAUAGAAAAAAAAAUAAAACGUAUAAAUAUACCUGUAACGUUAAAGUUUGAAAUUGUCAUUGAUCGCUGUUGAAACGUUAUGUCACAUUAACCCUUUGAAGCAUACAUUUCUUCUUACAUGCGAUUUUUAAAAAAUUGAUCUGUUGGGAUUAUCUUGAGUCGCUGAUUGUGAGAAUUUACAAAAUCAAAUUUAUACAUUUAACAUUGUGGAACGAAAUUAUAAGAACUGUUAGAUUUAUACGAAUAGGUAUGAAUUUUUACUUACGAGGCAUUGCUCUUCUGCAACGCGAUGUUUCAAAGGGUUAAAUUUUUUUAACCUAUACAUGAUAUAGUGUUCGUUGAUUUAUAAAUUAAUUUCACGAUAACAGAAUAAAUUAGUUAAGAUCUCAUAGAUUUCAUAAUUCAAUUAUGAUGGAUGAUUCAUCUUAUCAUGGAGAUAAAUGUUAAUCAUUAUAUUGUAACAUAAAAAUCGACUGUACUUUAUCUCUUAGAGCUGUACAAAACAAAUUAAUUUCUAUCUGAAUUGCCUAUUAGUUUUUUAUGAUGUUCUUAUUCGAGCACUUAGUAAUUCGUGUUAUUAGCCAUUUUUUGCAGAAAUUUUCUAUGUAAACACACACUUAUUCUCGUUUUAAGUUUCAUUUUUACGCUUUGUUAAAUGAACACGCUCUAAAACCUUUCAUUGAAUAAAGUAAACUGUAACUGUCGUCA
Cephus cinctus (wheat stem sawfly) is the source of this 4504-nucleotide messenger RNA. RefSeq names its product AMP deaminase 2 (gene AMPdeam). The transcript has 14 exons. Gene Ontology annotation, molecular function: AMP deaminase activity. Gene Ontology annotation, cellular component: cytosol. Gene Ontology annotation, biological process: IMP salvage; AMP metabolic process. Bases 412 to 2817 code for a protein of 801 amino acids. The record is from RefSeq and is a predicted model, not a curated record. Lineage: Eukaryota; Metazoa; Arthropoda; Insecta; Hymenoptera; Cephidae.